Amyelois transitella is the source of this 3245-nucleotide messenger RNA. Its product is annotated as facilitated trehalose transporter Tret1. NCBI's taxonomy places the organism in Eukaryota, Metazoa, Arthropoda, Insecta, Lepidoptera, Pyralidae. The transcript has 11 exons. The coding region runs from base 198 to 1775 and encodes 525 amino acids. Gene Ontology annotation, cellular component: membrane. Gene Ontology annotation, biological process: carbohydrate transport; transmembrane transport. Gene Ontology annotation, molecular function: sugar transmembrane transporter activity. The record is from RefSeq and is a predicted model, not a curated record.
UGAAUGCUUCGUAUUUUUACUCAGUUCAGACGCGACUAUCAAAUAACACGCGCGCGUUGGGCCAUGUAUUUAAAUAAAUUAUAAUUACGCAAAAACAACUUUUGCCUUUAAAUUAAAUAAAUAAUAAUGUGAUAUUAGUUCUGUAUUUUAAUAUAUCUGUGAUAUUGUGAACUCCUGUAUACAAGUUUUUAGUUAUAAUGGGGGACGAAAAGUCCAGAUUGGAACCACAGCCUUCCACAUCAGCUCAGAGCUAUUAUGGCACAAUACAAAAUGACUCAACACCCUUCAUCAAAAAUGGCAACAAUGGAGCCAUUGUUAAAACUCCUGAGAAAGUCAAGUCGAGUAAGAAUUCCAAGGCGGGAAGAGGAGCGGCCUUACGACAAGUUAUAGCCUGUUUCCUUGCUAACCUUGGGACCAUCAACACGGGAAUGGCUUUUGGAUUCUCGGCCACUUCGCUGCCUCAAAUGAAAGACCCAAAUUCGACAGUGCACAUAAAUGAUGAUCAGGCUGGUUGGAUAGCAAGUUUAAGCGCGGCUGGCACUCCGGUGGGCUGCAUUGUCAGCGGGUACAUGAUGGACAACUUCGGUCGCAAGAUGACCCUGGUCAUCACUGAAGUGCCGCUGAUCUGCGGCUGGCUUCUCAUAUCAAUGGCGCAGAAUGUGCCCAUGAUUUAUAUUGGAAGACUGCUAGUCGGCUUCGGCUCGGGCAUGGUGGGGGCGCCAGCCAGGGUGUACACGGCUGAGGUCUCGCAGCCACAUCUUCGGGGCAUGCUGGGAGCUCUGGCAUCAGUUGGGGUUUCUACUGGCGUUCUUAUUCAAUACGUAAUAGGUAGUAUGACUACCUGGAACGUGUUGGCCGGGAUCAGCGCGUCCAUCCCGAUGUUGUCGCUGCUUACCAUGAUCUUCCUCCCGGAGACGCCCAACUUCCUUCUCCAGCAGGACAAGAGGGAGAAAGCUGAGAGCUCAUUGGCCAAGUUGAGAGGCGGAUCUUGCGACCUCCAGGAAGAAAUACAGAGGAUGAUCACGUUUAAAGAGAAGAACCACGUGGAGCCAUUAAAGUCUGCGAAGGAAAUCUUCAAAGCCGUAAUAGCACCGUCCGCCUUGAAACCGUUCCUGAUUCUGGCGUUAUACUUCUUGAUCUACCAGUGGUGCGGGAUCAACACGAUCACUUUCUAUGCCAUUGAAAUAUUCCAGGCAUCAGGUUCGACAAUGAGCAAGUCCGUGUUUGCAAUAUCCCUGGGCAUUGUCAGACUGAUAUUCACCAUAGUUGGUUGCGUGCUCUGCAGAAGAUGUGGCAGGAGGCCCCUUACUUUCGUAUCAUCGAUCGGUUGUUCUGUAACCAUGAUAAUCCUGGCUGUCUACAUGUACUAUGUGAAGCUGUGGAAGGAGAACGAUGUGGAACCCGUAUACUCCUGGAUCCCACCCGCUUGCAUCUAUGUCUUUGUGAUCUCCUGUACCAUCGGCUACCUCAUUGUGCCUUGGGUGAUGAUUGGCGAAGUGUACCCUACUCAGGUGCGCGGUAUAAUCGGCGGGAUGACCACGUGUGCAGCUCAUUUGUCAGUGUUCUCGGUGGUCAAGACGUUCCCACUCUUGCGCUCGCUCAUCGAUUUCUACGGGGCCUUUGCCUUGUACGGCAGUAUUACUGUUUUUGGUACCGUAUUCUUCUACUUUUUCCUCCCGGAGACAAAAGGAAGGACCCUACAGGAGAUUGAAGACUACUUCUGCGGAAGAACAAAAUCUCUUAAAAAGCAGAGUAGUAUAACAAGUACUGCUUAGAAUUUAGUGUAUAUAAAUAAUGAAUCUAGGAAUUUUAAAUAAAUUUAAAUUUUUUUGAAUUAUAAAGUUUUAACAACAGUGCGAUAAAUUUUAUAAAUGCAUUUUAAAAAAGUGACGCGAUUAAUAUCGUUCAUUCCAGUAUGAAACCAUGCAAAGGGAAUGCAUACCAAAACGAGAAUUCAAGCAAUUUUCGAUACCAGUGAUUUAUUACUUGUUAAGAAGUACAAUCAUCUGAAUUUUAUAUUUCCAAACGUUGUUUUAACAGCAUUAAUAUCUAUUUCUUCGUUUACAUUGGUUCUUCUUAUAGCAAAGUGAAACUCUAAAUAACUACAAAUUAAAUUAAAAUUAUUAUUAUUAAAUUUGUGAGAAAGGUAUGAAAGUGUAAGAAAAAGGAAAAUAUGUACCUACUUCGUUUUAUUGAAACUUUAGGGUAUUUAUAUAAUUAUUGUUUAGCGUGAUGUGUAAUGUUCCAAUGUGUGAUUUCACACGAUCCAGCAAAUUGGUGUCAAAUUAUUAAAAUUGUAAAUUUUUAGCUUCUUAACUUAACUUCUUACAGGUUAUUUUGUAGCUAAAUUGAAUUGCCUCAAGUUGUAUUAUUAAUUUUAGUCUUCUCUUGUUUGUAUGUUUUACAAAAAACAAAUGUUGUCAAAAGAAGAUUUUUUUAAAAAUUUUUUUAUAAAUAUUAUUUCUAUGAUAAUGAAAAAAAUUACUUAUCAUAAAGUGCCUUUACAAUAUUUUAAACAAUAACUCUUUAUCAUAUACUCGUAAAUAAUAUAAUUUUAAUAAAAAUACAAUAUAAAUAAAAGAUAUGAUAAUGUGCCACAUAUAUUAGUCAAUAUUUAAUUAUGUAUAUAUAAUAUAGUAGAUUUAUAAUGUAAAUUUAGUUUACAAGAAAUAAGAAGAACUAUUUUUAGACAACGUUUAAGUACCAUAAUAUGCCGUUUAAUCUCACGGUAUCGUGUUUCUAAUUAUAAGGGCAUGCACACGGUCUCAUAAAAUAAAUCUCUUUGAACAAAAAAAAAGCGAUGAGUAUGUUAUUUUUGUGUAAGUUACCAAAAAAUAAAAAUAUUUGUUCUUAAAAAUUAGAAAGUACUUCUUGAAGAUUGUUUUUUUUUAAAAUUAAACUGCAGGAUAAAAAAAAUAUUUGUAUUAAUUACUCGAAAGGCAAAAGAAGUCAAAGGUUUUAGCAGUAUAAAUUAAAGUCAUAAGUAAGUAUAAUUCUAAAUAUAAUUUAAUUUUAAAAGAAUACAAGUAAUUGAUUAAAUUUUCAUUAUUUAUAUGCUUAUAGUUGCAUUAGAAAUAAGAAUUGUUAUUUUAAUAGUAACUUGCAAAGCAUUUAAUUUUAAGUGUUUUUUUUGUAGAAAGGUGAUUAAAAAUAUAUUUUGUAAAAAGCAUUUGUGAUAGUUAUCAGGUAGAGAACCAAGUUGUUAAACAUAUCUCAAUAAAAUGUAUGUUGAUACAUUACUUAUU